AUGGAGUGUAUAAGAAUUAGGGAGAUGUUGUGGCAAAGCUUGGCACAAAAUUGGCAUCAUUGUAUUAGUAACAAUUUCGUGUUCAAACUAAUCCACAACAAGAUUGAGCAAAUGAAGAAUUCAGAGGACACAAUGCAGAUGAAGAGAGAAGACAUUCUAUCAAGGUUUCUGCAAGUGACAGAAACUGAUCCAACAUACUUAAGAGAUAUAAUUCUUCACUUCAUCAUAGUUGGAAAAGACACAACAGCAAUCACAAUUGCUUGGUUUAUUUACAUGGUCUGCAAGCAUCCUGCUGUGCAGUCGAAAAUUGCAAAAGAAGUGAAGGAACCCACUGCAUGUCUUUUCUUCAUUAUUUCCUCUUUAAGACCAACAUGUACCAUGUUUUCCCAAAUGUCUGAGAGCAGCUUCCUAGUAGGUUCCCACUUAUUUGACAUGAUUCCCUCAAAUGUAAUUCUAAACCUUAAAUUUCCUUGCUUACAGGAUGCAGAGAUAUGCUUUUCUGAUGAUACUCUACCAGAUGGAUACAGUGUGAACAAAGGAGAUAUAGUGGCUUACCAACCUUAUGCAAUGGGUAGGAUGAAAUUCAUAUGGGGUGAUGAAACUGAGGAAUUCAGACCAGAGAGAUGGCUCAAUGAAGAAGGAAUAUUCCAGCCCGAGAGCCCUUUCAAGUUCACAGCCUUCCAGGCGGGGCCACAAAUUUGUGUAGGAAAAGAGUUUGCCUAUAGGCAAAUGAAGAUCUUUUCGGCUGUCCUGUUAGGCUGUUUCGAGUUCAAAGUGGCUAACGAAAAUAGAACUGUCAAUUACAGAACAAUAAUUAAUCUUCACAUAGAUGGAGGUCUCGAAAUUGGAGCCUUCCACAAGUGUGGAAAGUAG
Quercus lobata is the source of this 873-nucleotide messenger RNA. RefSeq names its product cytochrome P450 704C1-like. The transcript is spliced from 6 exons. Gene Ontology annotation, molecular function: heme binding; monooxygenase activity; iron ion binding. The record is from RefSeq and is a predicted model, not a curated record. The coding region runs from base 1 to 873 and encodes 290 amino acids. NCBI's taxonomy places the organism in Eukaryota, Viridiplantae, Streptophyta, Magnoliopsida, Fagales, Fagaceae.